Molecule: messenger RNA, 1074 nt
Organism: Didymosphaeria variabile
Lineage: Eukaryota; Fungi; Ascomycota; Dothideomycetes; Pleosporales; Didymosphaeriaceae
Exons: 5
Coding region: 1-1074 (357 amino acids)
Molecular function (GO): copper ion binding
Source: RefSeq, a predicted model, not a curated record
AUGUUGUCCAAACUCGCUCGAGCCACGGUGGCUCUCACGCUCACUUCGUCUUGUCUCGUGCAGGCUCAAUUCGCCACCAAAGUUCCAGCAGCCGAAGCCUCUGCUGUUGCGGGAAUCGUAGAAGACGACCCUGCCGACUUUCCCAAGUUCAAGAAGACGGGAAGUCCCGCGUAUACCUUGUACUCGGAAGCUCUUCCUAUUCCAGCACCGGCCACUCCUAAGUAUAAGAUUAUCAACCCAGUGACGAAUAAGGAGAUCUGGUAUUAUGUUGGUGCCCUGGAAUUCGAGAUCAAGCCGUUCAAUCAGCAGGUCUACCCCAAGCUCAAGCCCGCUCGACUUGUGGGGUACGAUGGCAAGUCCCCUGGGCCUACCAUCAUCGUCCCCAAGGGCACUGAGAGUGUUGUUCGUUUCGUGAACAGUGCCGAUCGUGAGAACUCGGUCCAUCUGCACGGGUCUCCAUCUCGUGCUCCAUUCGAUGGAUGGGCAGCGGACAUCACCAACCCUGGCGAGUACAAGGACUACUACUAUCCCAAUUUCCAGUCUGCUCGCUUCCUGUGGUAUCACGACCAUGCUCUCCACUGGACGGCAGAAAACGCCUACUUUGGCCAAGCCGGUGCGUACCUCAUCACUGAUACCGAGGAGGACAAGCUUGGCCUUCCCUCUGGCUACGGAAAGCAAGACAUUCCUCUCGUACUCUCAUCCAAGCAGUACAAUUCCGAUGGUACUUUGUUUUCUACUCAGGGAGAAGACACGUCGCUGUGGGGUGAUGUAAUCCACGUGAAUGGUCAACCAUGGCCAUUUUAUAACGUUGAGCCCCGCAAAUAUCGGUUUCGCUUCCUCAAUGCAGCUGUCUCUCGUAACUUCGAUUUGUUCUUCGUCACAUCUACGGCCACGAAUACCAGGAUCCCUUUCAAAGUCAUCGCUUCUGACUCUGGACUCCUUGAGGGCCCGGUCCAAGUUGAUGACCUCAAGGUGGCUGUUGCUGAACGCUAUGAAGUUGUCUUCGACUUCUCGCAGUAUGCAGGCAAGACCCUGUUUCUCCGCAAUGAUGAGCAAGCUGGCGACGGUAAAUAA